Molecule: messenger RNA, 1092 nt
Organism: Acanthosepion pharaonis
Lineage: Eukaryota; Metazoa; Mollusca; Cephalopoda; Sepiida; Sepiidae
Source: the annotation of a GenBank genome assembly
AUGUGUUGUUUUGUUCUUUUUAUAAUUCAUUUUUUUAUUCCCUCCAUCCUAUUCACUUCAUUUUCAUUUCCCAUCCUUUCAUUCUUCCCAUAUUAUUAUUAUUAUUAUUAUUAUUAUUAUUCCCCUCUGCCUUUUCCUUUCCCUUCUUCUUUUUUUCUACUCCUCAUCUUCAUUUUAUUAUUAUUAUUAUUAUUAUUCCCCUAUCCUUUCUCCAUCCUAUUUUCACCAUCAUUCACCAUCAUCUUCUUCCCAUUAUUAUUAUUAUUAUUAUUAUUAUUAUUAUUAUUAUUAUUUCUUCAUUUUCUACUUUCUCCAUCCUGCACUUCAUUUUUCUUCCCAUUAUCAUUAUUAUUUUAUUCCCCUCGUUUUCCUUCUUCAUUUUCUCAUCUUUUUCAUUUUCCAUCCUCCAUUCAUUCACCAUCUUCUUCUUCCCAUUAUUAUUAUUAUUAUUAUUAUUAUUAUUAUUAUUAUUAUUAUUAUUACCUUAUUCCUUUUUUUCCUUCUUCUUUAUCCUCAUCUUCUUCAUUUCGAUUUCUCCAUCCUAUUCACCAUCAUCUUCUUCUUCCCAUUAUUAUUAUUAUUAUUCCCCAUUUCUUCAUUUUCCCUCCAUCCUAUUCACCAUUUUCCUUCCCAUUAUUAUUAUUAUUAUUCUUUUUCCUUCUUCUUUAUCCUCAUCUUCAUUUUCUACUUUCCAUCCUAUUCACCAUCUUCUUCCCCAUUAUUAUUAUUAUUAUUAUUAUUAUUAUUAUUAUCCCUCUGCCUUUUCCUUCUUCUUUAUCCUCGUCUUCUUCAUUUUUUCUCCAUCCUAUUCACUUCAUCUCCAUCCUAUUUCUUCACCAUCUUCUUUUUUCUUCCCCUAGUAUUAUUAUUAUUAUUAUUCCUUUUCCUUCUUUUUAUCCUCCUUCUUCAUUUUUUCUCAUCCUAUUCACCAUCUUCAUUUUCUUAUUUAUCCAUCGUUUUCCUUCGCCUUCAUUUUUUCUACUUUUCCCAUCCUAUUCAUUCAUUUCUUCCCAGUUGAUUAUUAUUCCCUCUGCUUUUCCAUUUUUAUCCUAUCUUCAUUUUCAUCAUCGUGUUCGCCAUCUUUUCCAUUGA